GCGCAGCCAGACAGACAUCUACACACAACGACCACGAUGCGCCUUUCCCAGGCCCAUGCCCUCGUCCUCGGCCAGCUCGUGCGGCUCGUUGCGCCUGCAGCCGCAGUGGGCGCGCUCCUCCUCACGCUGCGCCGCCUCGAGCUCGCGGCAGCCCCUGUGUGGGCCGGCGCGCUGAUCGCGGUCCCAGCUUUCCACGUCGGCCGCGCGUGGUGGCUGUACCGCCGGCACGCACGCACGGCGGCGCGCCUGGGCGCGACGCUGCCGCCGUGCUGGGAGGGGCGGCUACCUGGCGGUGUGGACAUCCUCCAGCUCAUGGACUAUGCGUAUCGCAAAGGGUUCCUCAGCGAUUAUUUCUACGAGAAGUUUGAAGAGCUGGGGGCAACGUACAACUUUUAUGUGCUCUGGACCUGGGACUACUGUACCCAGGAUGCAGCUAUCAUCAAGACUAUCCUUGCGACGGACUUCAACAACUGGGUGAAGGGUGAACAUUUUGACUCCUUUGUGCACUCGGUCCUCGGAACGGGAGUGUUCAAUGCAGAUGGUGAACUAUGGAAGUUUCACCGCUCGAUGACCCGCCCCUUCUUCGCCCGGGAGCGCAUCACCGAUUUCGAGACCUUCGACAGACACGCCGAGGAGGCGAUCCACAAGAUGAAAGACCGCCUCCGUGAGGGCUUCGCCGUGGACUUCGCCGACCUCAUCGGCCGUUUCACACUCGACUCCGCGACGGAGUUCCUCUUCGGCGCGUGCGUGCACAGCCUGCACGGCGGCGUCCUGCCGUACCCGCACGGCGCGCCGGCGCACCUGCGCGACGGCCGCCCGCGGUCGCCUGCAGACGCGUUCGCGGAGGCGUUCCGCGCGGCGCAGCACGUGAUCUCGCACCGCAUGCGCCUCGUGUGGCUCUGGCCGUGGAACGAGCUCUUCGGGAGCCGCACGGCGGACCCGAUGCGCACGGUGGACAGCUACCUGGAGCCGAUCAUCGAGAGGGCGCUCCAGGUGUCCGGGGAGGCGAAGGAGCGCGGCGUGGUGAGCGGCGGUGAGGAGGUCGGAGAGGGGGAGACGUUGCUGGACCAUCUGGCGAAGUUUACGUCAGACCCUACCAUCCUCCACGAUGAGAUCCUGAAUAUCAUGAUAGCAGGACGUGAUACGGCCGCAGGCACUCUCACCUUUGUAGUCUACUUCCUCAGCCAACAUCCAGAGAUGCUCCACCGCCUCCGGCAGGAGAUCCUUGACGUCGCCGGCCCAACUGGCCGCCCGACCUAUGACGACGUGAAGAAAAUGAAGUAUCUCCGGGCUGUUCUGAAUGAAACCUUACGGCUCUAUCCUGCCGUUCCGUGGAACAUGCGGUAUGCAGUUAAGGAUACUGUCCUACCCAACUCGGAUCCGAUGGGAAAAUCUUGGUUCGUUCCUGCCGGAGCAUCAGUCUCGUAUUCAGUACACUGUAUGCAUCGAAGGAAAGACUACUGGGGACCCGAUGCUGAAGAAUUCGACCCUGAUCGCUUCUUGGACGAAAGGCUGCACAAGUACCUGACACCGAACCCGUUCAUCUUUCUGCCCUUCAACGCCGGCCCUCGGAUCUGUUUGGGCCAGCAGUUCGCGUACAACGAGAUGUCGUUUUUCCUCAUCAAGCUGCUCCAGACGUUUGAAAGCAUUUCGUUUGACCGCGAGUCGUUCGAACCUGAGGCACUGCCUCCGGCCGAAUGGGCCAAGUUCCCUGGACGCAAGGGCAAAGAAAAGUUUUGGCCGAGGGCCCAUUUGACUUUGUAUUCCGAGGGCGGCAUGUGGGUAAAGAUGCGCGAAGCUCCAGUUGUUGGCCAGGCAUAACUUGCAGAAUGUACAAAGAAAACGGUGCGACGUCGAUCUCGUGUACUUCUAGUUGUAUUCGCCACUCUAGUGGCAUUUUUUUUUUGUCUGUACAGUAUGACGCUUGCUCGAGAAUCUUAGCUGCUGGCGACGUGGCUCUUCGGAUUGUGAUGGUUCUCGGUCUGUAGAUAUAUCACUCGUGUAGCCCCAAUCGGACAAGACAUUGUCC
Messenger RNA from Phanerochaete carnosa HHB-10118-sp, 2029 nucleotides. RefSeq lists its product as uncharacterized. NCBI's taxonomy places the organism in Eukaryota, Fungi, Basidiomycota, Agaricomycetes, Polyporales, Phanerochaetaceae. The record is from RefSeq and is a predicted model, not a curated record. Gene Ontology annotation, molecular function: iron ion binding; monooxygenase activity; oxidoreductase activity, acting on paired donors, with incorporation or reduction of molecular oxygen. The transcript is spliced from 15 exons. The coding region runs from base 37 to 1821 and encodes 594 amino acids.